UUUAAGGAGACACAUUUCGAGCUUGGAAAUGACAAUACAUGUAAAUACAAGCUCAACUUUCCACCCUGGUCUCUUCUUCAUUAUAUUCUCAGCUCGCUCACUUAGCUGUCACUCUUAAGCAAAGCAAGAAAAUGGAGAAAGCAAUGCUUCUCUUGAUCAGCAGCCUGGUGGGAUUAUGGUAUUUCACAGUCACUGGUUCUGCCUUCUCACCUUCUGGGUGGACAAAAGGACAUGCCACCUUCUAUGGAGGUAGCGAUGCCUCAGGAACCAUGGGAGGAGCUUGUGGGUAUGGGAAUCUGUACUCAACUGGGUACGGGACAAGAACCGCAGCUUUAAGCACAGCCUUGUUCAACGAUGGAGCUUCCUGUGGGCAAUGCUACAAAAUCAUGUGCGAUUAUAAGACAGACCCCAGAUGGUGCGUGAAAGGAAUAUCAGUAACUAUAGCUGCUACAAAUUUCUGUCCUCCUAAUUAUGCUCUUCCAAACAACAAUGGAGGUUGGUGCAACCCACCUUUGCAGCACUUCGACAUGGCUCAACCAGCUUGGGAAAAGAUCGGCAUUUACAGAGGAGGGAUUAUCCCUGUCCUGUUCCAAAGGGUUCCGUGUAAAAAGCACGGAGGGGUUAGGUUCACUGUGAAUGGAAGAGACUACUUUGAGCUGGUAAUGAUCAGCAACGUGGCAGGUGCUGGAUCCAUCUCUUCUGUGUCCAUCAAAGGCUCCAAGACUGGGUGGAUGUCUAUGUCCAGAAACUGGGGAGCUAACUGGCAAUCCAAUGCGUAUUUGAAUGGUCAAUCUUUGUCAUUCAGUACAACCAGUGAUGGAGAAACCAGACUGUUCCCAGAUGUGGUUCCAUCUUCUUGGAAUUUUGGCCAGACAUUCUCUAGCCAUGUCCAGUUCUAAAGCUUACACCAACUUUACAUAUAUAUACAUAGACACUUAUUUCUGGGUUCUGGGUUCUUCAUUUUCAUGACCAGAACGGCAGAGGCGUGCUUAUAUAUUAUUGUAUCGGAGCAGCCCGCCACCCUUUCUUUGUUUCUUUGUUUUUUUGUGGUGAUCUGGGUCGGUCGGUCGGAUCAAACCCCUCAACCCAUGGAGCUUCCGUGUAUGAUUUAUGGGUUGUGUGCACUGAUAAUAAAAGGGCAGCUUGUAGAAACAAGCUUCUUUCUCAAGUAUACCAUAUAUUUUGUUGUAACAUGAAUACUCUUGUUAUAAGUUUAGAUCUUUUGGAUUGUAUUA
Prosopis cineraria is the source of this 1235-nucleotide messenger RNA. RefSeq names its product expansin-A11-like. The record is from RefSeq and is a predicted model, not a curated record. Gene Ontology annotation, cellular component: extracellular region. Lineage: Eukaryota; Viridiplantae; Streptophyta; Magnoliopsida; Fabales; Fabaceae. Gene Ontology annotation, biological process: plant-type cell wall organization.